Metarhizium album ARSEF 1941 is the source of this 1344-nucleotide messenger RNA. Its product is annotated as metacaspase CasA. Gene Ontology annotation, molecular function: cysteine-type endopeptidase activity. The record is from RefSeq and is a predicted model, not a curated record. The coding region runs from base 1 to 1344 and encodes 447 amino acids. Gene Ontology annotation, biological process: proteolysis. The transcript has 4 exons. NCBI's taxonomy places the organism in Eukaryota, Fungi, Ascomycota, Sordariomycetes, Hypocreales, Clavicipitaceae.
AUGUCUGGUUAUCCCGGUCGAGGCCAUUACGGUGCCGCGCAGCAUCACGGUGGUGGAGGGGGCUUCCCUCCUGGCCAAGGUCCUGGCUACGGCUACGGCUACGGCAACUACGGCGGCCCCCCUCAAGGCCCUCCUCAGGGUAAUUAUGGUCCUCCGCAGGGACAGUACAAUUCACCGCCUCCUGGAAAUUACGGUCCGCCUCAGGGAAACUACGGUCCUCCGCCUCCGGGCCCGCGUCCGCCGUCCGGUCCCUACGGCCAUAGCCCCCAGCCUCAGUAUGCUCGGCCUCCGCCCGCCGAUCCACCACCGCCGGGCUACGAUGCUUACGGCUAUCCCAUGCAAGGAGGCAACUAUGCCUACCGCGCGCAGGCCGGCCCUCCUCCUCCCACGGCUCCCCAGCAGUUUGGCCACGGUGCUCCUCAAGGCUACACAUUCCAGUACUCCAACUGUACUGGUCGUCGAAAGGCCUUGUUGAUCGGAAUCAACUACUUUGGGCAAAAGGGAGAGCUCCGCGGGUGUAUCAACGACGUCCAUAAUGUGUCGAAUUUCUUGGUCGAAAGAUAUGGAUACAAGCGGGAGGACAUGGUCAUUUUGACCGAUGAUCAACAGAACCCCGUUAUGCGACCUACAAAGGCCAACAUGACUCGCGCCAUGGGAUGGCUUGUCAAGGAUGCUCGCCCCAACGACGCCCUGUUCUUCCACUACUCUGGCCACGGUGGUCAGACCGAGGAUCUCGAUGGUGACGAAGACGAUGGCUUUGACGAGGUCAUUUACCCCGUCGACCAUCAGCAAGCCGGACACAUUGUUGAUGACGAAAUUCACUUCCGCCUGGUCAAACCCCUCCAACCAGGUGUUCGUCUGACGGCCAUUUUUGACUCUUGCCACUCGGCCACCGCAAUGGACUUGCCGUACGUUUAUUCCACCAAGGGCGUAUUGAAGGAGCCCAACCUUGCCAAGGAAGCUGGCCAGGGUCUUCUUAGUGCGCUGGGAUCCUACGCGCGUGGCGACAUGGCGGGCGUCGCAAGCACCGUCUUUGGCUUUGCAAAGUCGGCGUUCAAGGGGGAUGAUGCAUACAACAAGACCAAGGACACUCGCACAUCGCCUGCUGAUGUCAUCAUGUGGUCGGGAAGCAAGGAUGACCAGACAUCUGCCGAUGCCACAAUCGCCAACCAGGCGACAGGAGCCAUGUCCUGGGCUUUCAUUACCGCCCUGAAACAGAAUCCCAGGCAGAGUUACGUGGAACUUCUGAACAGCAUUCGCGAUGUCCUGGCGUCAAAGUACACUCAGAAGCCCCAGCUGUCAUGCAGCCACCCACUGGAUACGAACUUGCUUUUCGUCAUGUAA